UGCUUUUGUUUUCGCACAUAAAUUGACAAUUGCAUAUGAGAAUUCGCGUAGAUGCGAACAGCCUUAAAAAUCUCUUUUACUUGUGUCAGGGCCAGUUCUCAGGUAUCAAGUUCAAAUUAGAGAUUUUUUUAUAUAGUUAUAGAGUUUGUUAAAUUUGAAUCUACAUCAUUCGUUUCACAAUAACCAUACUAAUUAUACAGAUAAUUCGUGUUUGUCAGUAAGAAUAAGUAUGGAUUUAAAACAAUACCAAAUAGAAAAAUGCCCAGCUUGCGCUUAUUAUAUCCCCGAUUUCAUUACACCGCAUGAUGAGUCUGUUGUGCUUUCCAUGGUUGAGAAAACUCCUAAACCACGAUGGACCCAACUAUCUAAUCGGAGGCUAAUAAAUUACGGCGGGGUUCCACAUCCUAAAGGAAUGAUAGCCGAAGAAAUUCCGACCUGGUUGCGAAAGCUUGUUGAUCGAAUAAACAACAUUGAUGGAGUGUUUGAAGAAAGCAAACAGGCUAACCACGUUCUUGUGAACGAAUAUUUAGCUGGCCAGGGAAUUAUGCCCCAUCUUGAUGGGCCGCUAUUUUAUCCGACGAUAACCACUAUCUCCUGUGGGUCACAUACUGUUUUGGAAUUCUCAGAAUCACAAAACAGUGAACAAAUAGGUACUGAUAAGAAAGUAAUUACUAAACUUUUGAUACAACCUCGUAGUUUGCUCAUACUGAAAGACGACAUGUAUCAAAAGUAUUUACAUUCUAUUCAAGAAAUUGAUAGAGACGUAAUUGAUGAAAAUUUUGCCAAUUUGUCCAAUUUACCAAACUGGGAAGCGGCAGUUAAUAUCGGCGAUCAAUUAACUAGAAGUACUCGUAUUUCAUUGACAAUUCGACAUGUGCCCAAAACAUCAAAAUUAAAAAUCAAACUUCAUUAACAA
This is a messenger RNA of Wyeomyia smithii (pitcher-plant mosquito), 916 nucleotides long. RefSeq names its product alpha-ketoglutarate-dependent dioxygenase alkB homolog 6. The record is from RefSeq and is a predicted model, not a curated record. NCBI's taxonomy places the organism in Eukaryota, Metazoa, Arthropoda, Insecta, Diptera, Culicidae. The transcript is spliced from 2 exons. Bases 230 to 913 code for a protein of 227 amino acids.